Molecule: messenger RNA, 1201 nt
Organism: Carcharodon carcharias (great white shark)
Lineage: Eukaryota; Metazoa; Chordata; Chondrichthyes; Lamniformes; Lamnidae
Product: protein FAM180A
Exons: 3
Coding region: 77-586 (169 amino acids)
Source: RefSeq, a predicted model, not a curated record
UGUGUGGACAGAGAAGAGGAACAGUGAAGGAUCAGAGUGCUGCAGGGGUACAAGCUUCAGCUCAGUGUGACUUCAGAUGAUGAGGAUGGCAGUGAGAGUGAGUUGUUCCCAGAUGAUCUGUCUCUCGUUCACUGUGGGUCUCUGCACUGCACACAGUCUGAAGAAAGAUGCAGAAACGUUUUGGACACCUCAAUCUGAUGUACCAGUUGUGUUCCAUCGAGAUGUUGGGGAUACCUUCCUGAUAUAUGAGUUCUUGUUAGGAGGCCUGAUAAUUGAUGAAAAGAACAUUAUAACUCUGAAGGAUGAGGAAUUGGCUUCAACGCGUUCAGCUAAAGUCUUCCACAGCAUAGUGAACACUCAAGUCCCAAAGACCCCGUCCACCAUUCGGAAAAGGCUCGGUGAUCUGCCGCGUUCAAGAGAAUCCUUAGAAAUGGACACCUUUGAACAACUGGUACUAGCCUCAGUCUAUACGGCCCACCGAGCCCUGAGUAGCAGCCCGACUGAGAGGCAGGCUUGGGGAGACCUCUUCUGUCAGCUCGUGGCUGCUGUAACCCAUGAUCUGUCCAGGAAGGUAGUUAUGUGUUAAACCCUCACCGAAUUCCUUCAGAAACAGUGACUUCCUCUUUCCAUGAAUUCAGAAUCGAAGUCAGUUAUACCUGGAGAUGAAUCAAUGAAAAGAACUUUGCUUUGUCGUAUGAUGGGAUUUCCCAAUCCACAUGCCCAGGUCUACCAGAAUCCUAAAAGAAAAGCAAAUACUGCGGAUGCUGGAAACCUGAAACAAAAACAGAAAAUGCUGGGAAAACCACAUCAGGUCUGACAGCAUCUGCGGAGAGAAAGACAGAGCUAAUGUUUUCAGUCCGUAUGACUCUUCUCCAAGAAGAAAGGUCAUAUGGACUUGAAACGUUAGCUCUGUCGGGGGGAAAGUGCAGGAGCGGGCGCAUGCAGGGGCGCCUCCGAUCAGCCCCCCAAUUGGGGCGCACCACCAUUUUAUGUGGGCAGGCCAAUUAAGGCUAUGCGCGGUGCACUCCCUGUGAUUCCCUCAGCCGGGUGUGCGCUCUUGCACAUGCGCCUGAAAUGGUGCACAGAUCUCCCUGAGGCUAAGUGCUGCCUCAGGGAGAUUGGCUCCAAAUGUAAAAAUGUUAAAAAUGUAAAAAUAAAAUUUCCCUGACAUGUCUCUCAUCUGACACUGUCACGUGAGUUG